Messenger RNA from Callorhinchus milii (elephant shark), 906 nucleotides. Its product is annotated as dual specificity phosphatase 26. Lineage: Eukaryota; Metazoa; Chordata; Chondrichthyes; Chimaeriformes; Callorhinchidae. Gene Ontology annotation, cellular component: cytoplasm. The coding region runs from base 67 to 855 and encodes 262 amino acids. Gene Ontology annotation, molecular function: protein tyrosine/serine/threonine phosphatase activity; MAP kinase phosphatase activity. The record is from RefSeq and is a predicted model, not a curated record. The transcript has 5 exons. Gene Ontology annotation, biological process: negative regulation of MAPK cascade; protein dephosphorylation.
ACAGGAGAGAAACAGGAUGAGAUUAACAGGUACAGCUGUUAUGUAGAGAUAUUCUCAGAUGGACACAUGAACCUCAGAGAUUUCCGGCCUUUGAGAAUGGGCAGAAAUGAAAGGCAAGGGAGAGCCAACUGCCGACCAGCCCAAGAGCACAGCCCAGCCUCUUACCAACCAAAAAGACUAAGAAUAGCAGAUCGUCUCAUUUUUCACCAAGUCAGACACAGUAAAGCCACACAGAACGGAGACGUCAACGUGCAGGAUACUGUACAGUUCAGCAGUAAAAUGGCUCACGCCCACACGUGCUCUCUGUACGCUCGUGGUAUGAUAGAGGACGACAGUGAAAGACAAUGCACCGUGUACGAACUCCAGAAGCUUCUGUUCUCCGCGAAAAUGUCGCGCAAUCACGUGGAUCAAGUUUGGCCGAGGUUAUACAUAGGAGACCAGGACGUAGCAAGUGACAGACGGGAGCUGGUGAAGCUGGGGCUCACGCACGUACUGAACGCGGUGCACAGUAAGUGGAGAGGGGAAGCAGAACUCUACAAGGACCUGAACAUCACUUACUGCGGCAUCGAGGCUCAGGACUGCCCCUUGUUUGACAUGAGCGUCCACUUCUACCCAGCAGCCGAUUUCAUCCACCGGGCACUCCGAGAUUCUGGAGGGAAGGUGCUGGUCCAUUGUGCUGUAGGAAUCAGCAGAUCGUCCACCCUGGUCCUGGCCUAUCUGAUGAUCCACCAGCGUAUGACCCUGGAGUCAGCCAUCAAGGCUGUGAUGCAGCACAGAGGUAUUGUGCCCAACCGUGGGUUUCUGCAGCAGCUUCUAACCCUGGACAAGUCCCUGAGGAGACACCGAAUGGCAUGAUCUUCGCCCACGAUACGCAGUCCCUCCACUUUACGGUUUAUCCCGUGCAGC